AUUCCAUUACGGACACAAGCUAGGUCGAGCAUAGACCGGGUUGAGACAAGGUAACCGUAGUUUUAUAUAUUAAAACAGUAACGACAGUCUAGUGUUUGUUGUCUUGUGCUAAAUAUAUAUUUUUUGAGCAAGGAAAUAGUUCUGUUUAAAAGUUGGUACAAAACGUUUCUACAAAAUCACACAAGAAGGGCAGAAGAUACCAUACCGGCAAACAAAGAAACCCUUUCUAAGAGAAACACAUCAUCGACACCCUUUAGUUAUGAGUCAUGUGGCCGUUGAAAGUGCAAACGGUCUAGAACAGCAGAUUGCUGCCCUAGACUUGAAAUCUGAUGCCCAUGGAGAAGGCACUGGCAGGCGGUACAUUCCACCUCAUUUAAGGAACAAAGAGGCUUCCAAGAAUGACUCUACAGGUGGUUGGGAUGUUGGAAGAAGUAAUGGAUUUGUAAAUGGUUACCAUGAUGGCCGUGACAAUUACAUGAAUGGGAGCAGCACUUUUGGUAACCGUGGGCCCAUACGUAAUGACCGUGGAGGCAGAGGGGGUGGUUACAGAGGCAGGGGUAAUGGUUCCUAUGUCGUCCAACCAUUGCAAAACACAGGCUUUGGCUGUGACAAAGAUGGAGGUGGAUGGAAUGCCCCAAAAGAUAAUGCCUAUAAUAGCUUUGGUGGACGUUCUGACCGGAGCAAGUCUUCCUUCUACAGUGAUCGUGGAGCUUCCAGGGGAAGGUAUGAGCGUGGCGGUUUCUCCGGUGGUGGAAACAAUCGGUGGGUAGAGGAUGUCCGAGAUGAGGAGGACUGGUCCAAACCCCUCACUCCUAAUGAAAGGCUGGAACAUGAGCUUUUUUCUGGAGGCAACACUGGAAUCAACUUUGAAAAAUAUGAUGACAUUCCUGUUGAUGCCACUGGACACGACUGCCCUCAGCACAUUGAGAGUUUUCAUGACAUAGAUAUGGGUGAGAUUAUUAUGGGAAACAUCACCCUGAGUCGCUAUUCACGCCCCACUCCAGUCCAGAAAUAUGCCAUUCCAAUUAUCAAGUCCAAAAGAGACCUGAUGGCAUGUGCACAGACAGGCUCUGGUAAGACUGCAGCAUUCUUAUUGCCAGUGCUGAGUCGGAUAUACACAGAUGGACCAGGAGAGGCCUUACAGGCAGCAAAGAACAGUGUCCAGGAAAAUGGUAGAUAUGGACGCCGUAAGCAGUACCCCCUUUCUCUGGUUUUGGCUCCAACUAGAGAGCUGGCUCUCCAGAUCUAUGAUGAGGCUAGAAAGUUUGCAUAUCGUUCUCGGGUACGCCCGUGUGUAGUAUAUGGAGGAGCUGACAUUGGCCAGCAGAUUCGAGACCUGGAGCGGGGUUGCCACCUGCUAGUUGCCACACCUGGUCGUCUGGUUGACAUGAUGGAGAGGGGCAAGAUCGGUUUGGAUUACUGCAAUUACUUGGUCCUGGAUGAAGCUGACAGGAUGCUGGAUAUGGGUUUUGAACCACAGAUUCGUCGUAUUGUGGAGCAGGACACUAUGCCUCCUAAGGUUUUGCGCCAAACUAUGAUGUUUAGUGCAACCUUCCCGAAGGAGAUCCAGAUAUUAGCACGUGACUUUCUGGAAGAUUACAUCUUCUUGGCUGUGGGCCGGGUGGGCUCCACCUCUGAGAACAUUACCCAGAAAGUGGUUUGGGUUGAGGAGAGUGAUAAAAGAUCCUUCUUGCUUGACCUUCUUAAUGCCACAGUCAUACCAGGCGAGGUUCAGGACAGUAAUGGAGAAAACGCUGACAAACCUGGAAAAGACUCUUUGACUCUGGUGUUUGUGGAAACCAAGAAGGGCGCGGAUGCGCUUGAGGACUUUCUGUAUCGUGAAGGCUAUGCCUGCACCAGUAUCCAUGGUGAUCGUACACAGAGAGACCGUGAGGAGGCACUUCAUCAGUUCCGCUCUGGAAGAUGCCCAAUCCUGGUUGCAACUGCUGUAGCUGCACGUGGUCUAGAUAUCUCCAAUGUGAAACAUGUAAUCAACUUUGACCUGCCCAGUGACAUUGAGGAGUAUGUUCAUCGCAUAGGCCGUACGGGUCGGGUGGGAAAUCUUGGUCUUGCCACGUCAUUUUUUAAUGACAAAAAUAGCAACAUUACAAAAGAUCUCCUGGACAUCCUGGUGGAGGCCAAACAGGAAGUGCCAUCCUGGCUGGAAAGCCUGGCUUAUGAGCACCAGCACAAGGGUACCAACCGUGGCCGCUCAAAGAGGUUUUCUGGUGGGUUUGGAGCCAGGGAUUACCGGCAAACCAACAGCAACCCCACUAGUGGAGGCUUUGGGAAUCGUGGCAGUCGUAAUGCUGGUGGCAGCCGUGGAUUUGGUGGCGCUAAGGGUGGAUUUGGAAACUUCUACAACAAUGAUGGUUAUGGUGGAAACUACUCUCAGGUGGACUGGUGGGGAAACUAAUUUCUUAGCCAUGCAUGCACCUUUCCACUCCCCAUGAUCCAGUGGGCCUCCACACCAAACUCACUGAAUGGAAACCACAUGUAAUUAAGCCAGGGCUUUAAACCCUGUGUAGCAUUCAAGAACUCUGCAGUACAUUCACACCUGUGAUUCUCUCACCACAUCCUGGAAUAAUACAGGAGAUAUACAGGAACCUGUCUCCAGACUUGCUCGUCUGUAAAAAGACAAGGAAGUAAAGUGGGAACGUUUCUUUUUUUUUUUUUGGCUCUAUUUUUUAUUAUAAACUCUACAUCAUAUUGCUUUCCUUUGUAGUAAAGGAGAAUCAUUUGUGCAUCAAUGUACUGUGCCUUUGAAUUUGGACUGUCUUUUUACUUUUUAAAACAGCAAAUGGCUGACAGUUGGCCACAAUUUAGAUUUUUUUUGUGUGUUCAGGUUGUUCAAAAAAACAACAAAAAAAAAAACCUUUUGAAGGUGCAAAUUAAGAAUAAGCAAACCUUGGCAAACAACAGGAAGGUUUGGCUUUGGAGUCAAAUCCUUGUUCUGAACGUCAAAUUUAUCACAGGGUCACCAGGCCCUGCCCCUACCUUACAUUUGUUUUACCCUUGCUUUGCAAGAGAAGGAAGAUCUUAAUAAAAAUGUUAAUCUUGCUCACUCUAUCCUGGAGAGGUACCUCUAAGGGACAUGGUAGUUGUCUUAAAGAUUUAGCAAGUUAUUCCAGAUUAAUUUCCUUAACCUUGAACAUGAAGUGAGCAGUUUAUACCCCCAUUCAUACCAGUGUUUGGAUGCACAACACUUGUAUACUUCAUAACUUUUUUUUUUUGGCCGCUAGCUCAGUAACAGGCUAGCUGUUUGGAGGUGUGCAAUUUCUUCAUUCCGUUCCUUACUUGAACUUGUGUGGAGUGACAGUUUUGUUUUACACUGACAAACCAGUGGGUUACUAUGUUGGUAAAAGGUUCUAGAACUGGGACUGGUGUGGAAAGGCCUAAAAUGCCUAGCCCACCUAUGCAGCAAUUCAGACUGCCUGUAUUACUUUUUUUGUGUGCGUCAGAAAUAACCCAACAAAUUUCUGAAGCAGGCUUUCCUUUGUGUCACAAAGAAUAUCAAGGGGAUUUUCAUUUGCACUCUUUCCACAAGUGGCUCUGUAUUUUACAAUGACUGCUGGUCUAGAGACACCACUUCUCUGUAAGACCUUCGGAAGGAUGUGGGGGAUGAAGGUUGGUGGAGGGAAAUCUGGAAUAAUGUACACAGAAGAGGAAAUGCACAGGGGUAGAAGAGUCUACUGGUAUGGAUUUUUGGUAGAAUCUGGGGUUUUCCUGGUGUCUUGACUGAUGUCAUGGAUAUAGUUACCUUUCCAUCCCUUGAGUUAAUUAAGGACCUCUGUAAUAGUAUGGAGACAAGAUCAAGACUCACUCAUUGCAACUGGCAGUGAUUUCCACUCCCUUUAAGCAGUUGAGCUGUGCAAGAGAUACUAUAUUUUUCCUGAAGUGCAAUAGGAUUUCCUCAAGAAUGUUGUGCCUUUUGCUGUUUGUUAGGUAAAUGUGCUGAACUGAAGUGGAUGCACUUGACUGGUAUUGUGAGAACUUGAGAUAAGUGGUGCUAUUUAGGUUCAGGCCCAUCAAGUUUUACAAAGUUUUUCAUCGAGGGUUUUGUACAAGUCUUCAGAGUGCGUUUCUUUAAGCUUCCAAUAUUCUGUGUAAAGACUGUAAAAAUGCAGCUUGUUUACAAAAUGGAAGGGUUCUCAGUAUUUAACUAGGAUUUAUUGGGGACCAGGGAAUCAGCAGUGGGGGAAUUCAGCUUCUUGCACACAGAUUACUAGAGUCUACUUUUUUGCUGCUAGUUUGUGUAAUUUAUUAAGCAUUUUUGAGAAAUAUUUAUUUUUAUAAACCUAAAAGUGAUCGUUUCGUGUUAACUUGACCAAAAGACCGUACAAAAACACUGGUACUUGAAUGUUGAAUGCCACUGUUAUGCGUGAAACUUCUAUUUUUCGGGGUAGUGUGAGCUUUUUAAUGUUUAAGGUCACUUUGAAAUCAUUCAAGAUCCUCACUUGGACAUCUGGCCAAAUAUUCCUUCUAUUAUAAAAAUUAAUUGGCAACCAAAUUAACAGCAUGCCAAGGUUUGGACAACAGGUCAAAUAAAUUUCUAGCCAUGCAAAUUGUCCCAGGGUUUUUUUAAUUAUUAUUUUUUAAGUGAUUUAAUUUUUGUGCCCCAGUGAGCGUCUGGCUGAUGGCAAUUAUUAUUUUUAUUUGAAUGUGGUUUUUUUUUUCUCUUUUUUUUUUUUUUCUUUUUUUUGGGGGGAGGGGGUGUAUUUCCAAUUUUCCAUUUGGAAACCUUGUUCUGUGGAUUGGUGCAAAAUUCAGCUAGUCUUAAUUACAAACCAGUUAAAUUUAAGUAAAUGGCAUUGGACAGGAUUAGGGCUUUUGUUUCACCUACCCAUGACCAAGAAUAUCAGUAGAGCCCUUCAAAUGAAAACAUGCUUUCUGUAGUUUAAAAGUUGUACUCCGUGUUCACUGUAUAAUUUUAUGAAAAUAAAGUUAGAAACAGUAAAGUGCUUUUGCUAAA
Messenger RNA from Tachysurus vachellii, 4972 nucleotides. Its product is annotated as ATP-dependent RNA helicase DDX3X-like. Gene Ontology annotation, biological process: gamete generation; cell differentiation. Lineage: Eukaryota; Metazoa; Chordata; Actinopteri; Siluriformes; Bagridae. The transcript has 19 exons. The record is from RefSeq and is a predicted model, not a curated record. The coding region runs from base 260 to 2416 and encodes 718 amino acids. Gene Ontology annotation, cellular component: nucleus; P granule. Gene Ontology annotation, molecular function: RNA binding; RNA helicase activity; ATP binding.